AUGGUUGCAUCAGAAAUAAUCGGUGGUUCACCCGACGGAGAUAAACAUAUUUGUUAUGACGAGGUUCGACCUGCACCCAGGGUAAAACGAGAAGCGUCUGAUAGUUAUACUAAAAACCAAGGCACAGUCAAAUUAUUCAUCUUUAACGACCAUCCUGACAAUAGUCGAGUGUAUUCCUAUGACGAAAUUAAACCAAAACCAAGAGUUAAAGAUGAAGCAGCUGAAAAUUACCAGAAAAACAAAGGAAGCAUUCAAGACAGUGUUUUUAAAAACGAGCAAUGUUGUAUCCAAACUCAGAAAGAUGAGAAACGCACCCCAACACCACGGUGUCCUACCAGAGAAUCUAAGGAAAAUUAUAAUCUAAACAGAAAUGGCUCUAUCAAGUUUGAGGAGAUGUAUACAGAUGCACCUCAGCGUCCAAAGACCACUCCAUCACCACGAGUUAGACCAGAAGCUUCCAAUAUUGCCCGUCUUAGCUCCGGUGGACGCAUGAGAUCAAUAGUCAACGACUUUGGUCAGUACCGACCCUCUCCCAAAUCACAGAGAGUUAAAUCUGAGGGAAAGGAUAUGAGCAAUCUCUCUAAAGGUGUGAGAAUGAAUUUGAUAUUUUCUAAAUAUGGACAGGAUAACAAUAAUAAGGCUGUACCAAGGGUCAAAGGUCCAGCCACAAACAAUGCAGAAUUGGCUAAAGGUAAAAGAAUGAGUGAAAUAUUAAGCAGUCGAGGAACUGAUCAGGUGGACUACCAAACAACACCAAGAGUCAAAAAAGAAGCCUUUAAGAAUGCUGCGAUUGGUAAAGGAACUCGUAUGCAGAAGAUCUUAACAUCGGUUGAACCUGAUGAUCCACGCCCCUCACCAAGGGUCAAGAAAGAGGCUCAAAACAUUGCUAACAUGGAUAGAGGAAACAGAUUGUCUACCAUGCUACGUGAUGCUAAUGGUCUACCAGAUUCACCCAAACAAACCAGGGGAGUACGUUCAGCUGAAGCUAAAAGAAUCCAGGAUUAUGGGCGAGGUCAUGUUGGACAAACAUUGAGUGGUGAAGAAAAGCAUGACUAUAUUGUAUUUAAACCUGGACUCGUAAGUCCUCAUUUUGACAUCGCCCCAGCAUACUAA
Lottia gigantea (owl limpet) is the source of this 1113-nucleotide messenger RNA. RefSeq lists its product as hypothetical. The record is from RefSeq and is a predicted model, not a curated record. The transcript has a single exon. Bases 1 to 1113 code for a protein of 370 amino acids. NCBI's taxonomy places the organism in Eukaryota, Metazoa, Mollusca, Gastropoda, Lottiidae.